Molecule: messenger RNA, 2767 nt
Organism: Silurus meridionalis
Lineage: Eukaryota; Metazoa; Chordata; Actinopteri; Siluriformes; Siluridae
Gene: pck2
Product: phosphoenolpyruvate carboxykinase 2 (mitochondrial)
Exons: 10
Coding region: 491-2398 (635 amino acids)
Biological process (GO): cellular response to glucose stimulus; cellular response to insulin stimulus; propionate catabolic process
Cellular component (GO): mitochondrion; cytosol
Molecular function (GO): phosphoenolpyruvate carboxykinase (GTP) activity; manganese ion binding; GTP binding
Source: RefSeq, a predicted model, not a curated record
UCAGGAACUGCAUGAUGGACCUUGCGUCAGCCGGCGCGCUUCAGCAGUGUUUCUUCCUUCGAAGUUCAUUUAGAACCGACAAUUAAAUUAUCAGCUCCAUGCGACCCGAUUAGUGCGUGUGUACAACCUUUUCUACACUUCUGUGUUUACAACCACAGGUUGUGUGUGUAUAUUGGUUUUAAAGUGAGAUGCCCGAGUUUGUGUACUUUUCUCCGAGACGUGAGAACACGUUACUUAGUGGACGUGGCCAGUCAAUCCGACCCAACGUGAUUUCACGUCUUGUCGUCUACGUGUGUGAUUGCAGGAGGUGUACAGAGUGCAAGGUUCUCUAACUGUUUGGACCUGGGACACCACACACACACACACACACACACACACACACACACACACACACACACAUAUAUGAGAGAAGUCCAGGAUCUCCAGCUCACGAAUUCAACUCUUCAUUCAGGAAAGGUUUCAUCUGCUGUGAGCUUUGAGCAGUCUGAAGAUGUCGUGUUUGUUGGUGGGGAGUCUGAAAAGGUUGGAUAUUUUGUGUGCGGCAGUCGGGGUCCGCUCACUAGCCACCAUCCCCACUCUCCCCAAAGCUGUGGCUGAUUUUGUAUCAGAAGCUGCAGCUGAAUGCAAACCCGCUAAAGUGCAUGUGGUGACUGGCACACCUGAGGAGACUGCUGACAUUUUGGCUGGUUUGGAAAAGGAUGGAAUGGUUAAAAAAUUGCCGAAGUAUGAGAACUGCUGGCUGGCUCGUACAGACCCGAAAGAUGUGGCUCGUGUGGAGAGUAAGACAGUGAUAGUCACAAAGAAGCAGAGAGACACAAUUCCCAUUCCCAGCAACGGGGUGAAGAGUCAGCUCGGCAGCUGGAUGAGUGAAAAUGAAUUUCAGAAAGCCAGGGAGGCCAGAUUCCCCGGUAGCAUGUCAGGUCGGACAAUGUAUGUGAUCCCGUUCAGCAUGGGUCCAGUGAACUCCUCUCUUGCUAAGUUUGGUGUUCAGGUGACGGAUUCUCCAUACGUGGUGGCUAGCAUGGGAAUAAUGACUCGCAUGGGGGCACCUGUUCUAAAGAAACUUGCAGAGGGUGCGGACUUUGUUCGCUGCCAGCACUCUUUAGGUCGACCUCUGCCGCUUAAAGCUCCAUUGAUAAACCAGUGGCCUUGUAAUCCAGAAAAGGUGCUGAUCUCACAUCUCCCAGACACCAGGCAGAUCCUGUCUUUCGGAAGUGGUUAUGGUGGGAAUUCACUCCUGGGGAAAAAGUGUUUUGCACUCCGUAUUGCCUCUCGCAUUGCUAAAGAUGAAGGCUGGCUGGCAGAACACAUGCUGAUUCUAGGAAUCACAAAUCCUCAGGGUGUGAAGCGGUACAUUGCAGCAGCUUUCCCAAGUGCUUGUGGUAAAACUAACCUGGCCAUGAUGAAGCCAACAGUGCCAGGUUGGAAGGUAGAGUGUGUAGGAGACGAUAUUGCUUGGAUGAAAUUUGACAAUCAGGGUAAACUCAGAGCUAUUAAUCCAGAAAACGGGUUCUUUGGUGUGGCCCCUGGUACCUCUAUGAAGACAAACCCUCAUGCCAUGGAAACCAUUUCAAAGAACACGAUAUUCACAAAUGUGGGUGAGACAAGUGAUGGUGGCGUUUGGUGGGAGGGUCUGGAAGCACCGCCAGCUGCCGUCUCUUUGAAUGACUGGCAUGGAAAUUUAUGGAAGCUUGGUGAUUCCAAACCUUGUGCACACCCAAACUCAAGGUUUUGUGCCCCCGCGGCCCAGUGUCCCAUCAUGGACCCUCUGUGGGAGAGCGAUGAAGGAGUACCAAUUGAUGCCAUCAUAUUUGGCGGACGGAGACCAGAGGGAGUACCGCUAGUGUAUGAAUCAUUUAACUGGCGACAUGGAGUGUUUGUAGGUGCUGCCAUGAGAUCGGAAUCUACAGCAGCUGCAGAACAUAAAGGUAAAGUCGUCAUGCACGACCCCUUUGCUAUGCGUCCUUUCUUUGGCUACAACUUUGGUGACUACCUGAGUCACUGGCUGAGCAUGGAGACCAGAAAGGCACCCACACAGCUCCCCAAGAUCUUCCACGUCAACUGGUUCCGGAAAGAUCCGAAGACCAACUCCUUCCUGUGGCCCGGAUUUGGAGAGAAUUCGCGAGUGCUUAAAUGGAUCUUCCACCGUUGCGGACGCACCAGUGAAGAUGAGGGAGCUAGAAAGAGCGCAAUAGGAUGGUUGCCUCAAGAAGGUGCCAUUGACGUACAAGACCUGGGCCAGAAAGUCGACAUGGAGGCGCUCUUUGAUGUUCCUUUAGCUUUCUGGCGAAAAGAAGCCGAAGAAAUCAGAGCUUACUUUACACAGCAGGUGGGCGCUGACCUACCUAAGCAGCUAGAGAUGGAGCUUAGGGCACUCGAGGAGAGAGUUAGGGACUGAACCAAAAGACAUUAAACAAAAAUACACUACUUCAAAUGUAUUAUGCAAGGCAUUUUUAAACUUCAGUUGGGGAGGUAAACAAGUGUAUAUGGUGUAAUCAUUCCUGUAAUAAUAAUAAUAAUAAUAAUAAUAAUAAACUACACCAGCCAAGAUGGGUUUUUUUUACAGUAACUGUACCUCAAUGCCAUAUUUUCGUGAAGGGUUACAUACAAUUUCUUUUUAAGUCUUAUUCUAGUCAGACUUUGUCUUCUUAAUGUUUUAACAAAUGUACAUGCAAUUUUGAGUAUAUAAGAGACAUUAGACCAAAAUAUGUUUAGGAGAAUUGUGAAACUUGACUUUGACCUCACUGAAUAAACCAUUGAAAAAUUA